Pseudocercospora fijiensis CIRAD86 is the source of this 387-nucleotide messenger RNA. RefSeq lists its product as uncharacterized. NCBI's taxonomy places the organism in Eukaryota, Fungi, Ascomycota, Dothideomycetes, Mycosphaerellales, Mycosphaerellaceae. The coding region runs from base 1 to 387 and encodes 128 amino acids. The record is from RefSeq and is a predicted model, not a curated record. The transcript has 5 exons.
AUGAAGCUGGGAACGGCAUACUAUCCUGAAGCUCGGGCAGCGGCGCGAACACCGCGACUCGCGUCCGAUUGCCAACACAACCUCAAGACCUUCCAACUAUUGCGGCCCACGAGUGUCGUCGACAUUGGAUAUGCAGACGCAGGUCUGCAGGACCGCCCGUCUCCUCGGGAGGACACGACACACGUACAUAAUAAACCCCAUUCGGCAGUCUUUGCCAUAUGCGAACGCGAACGCGAAACACGAACGAUGUACUUGUAUAUAACGAUAAGUGAAGAGCAACACAACACAUGCAUAUACGACAAUAAUCCGCGACCCUUGUUGUUGCGUGUCGCGACGCGAGAGAAUGAUCCUUUCUACUUUACUGAUGCACUUUGCAUAGCAGGAUGA